Molecule: messenger RNA, 1340 nt
Organism: Diabrotica balteata
Lineage: Eukaryota; Metazoa; Arthropoda; Insecta; Coleoptera; Chrysomelidae
Source: the annotation of a GenBank genome assembly
UUCGCUUUUAUAAAACAUAAAUGAAGUAACCGUGACACUUAUUCACAUCGUAGUGUUCUGUUGUACACAUACAAUCUGUAGCGAUGGAGCGAAUUAAAAAUUUUGAAGAACUAAUCAGAGACUAUAUCGGUCCUAACAAAACAAUAAUGGAAAGCAAAGCCAGCGAUUUGACGGCGCCUGGAGAAAACUAUUUAAGUGAUAUGAUAAAAAUCGAUGUAGUUUUAAAAGACAAAGUUAGUAAUAAGACUGAAGAUUUACAUUUGGUAGCAAAAUUAGUAACUGAUAAUCAAGUGAUGGGGCCUACAUCUAAUCUGACUAAAGCCGAAGUAUAUUUCUACAAAGUUGUUGUUCCAGCGAUAAAGGCCUUCCAUAAAAAGUAUUCGUUACCGUAUCCGUCGUUUUAUCCAGACUUUAUAGGAGGUAGAAUUAAUUUGACAGGGGAAGCUGACAAGGCUGAUGAAGAUGCUGUUCUUAUUCUGGAAAAUUUAGUAACAAAAGGCUAUAAAAAUCUGGAUAGGCAUGUUGGAUUUGAUUUAGAGACCUCCAAACUCAUAUUGAAAGAUUUAGCAAUGUUCCAUGCUGUACCACUAGCAAUGAGGCUACUAGAACCUGAAGAAUUUGGAAAUAUAACUAAAGACUUAAAACUUCCAUUUCCAGACAAACCACCUAAAGACGAAAAAGGAAAAGAAAGACCAGAUCCACAUAUUUUUGGCAUAUUAAUAAAAAUAUUUAAUGAAAAUAAGAGCCAAAAACAUGUAGCUGACAAGUUUGUUAAAAUGACUGAAUAUCAUAAAGAAAAAAUGACAGGGCAUAAAAAAAAUGAGAGACCAAUUGGAGCGUUUUCGACAAUAAUACAUCAUGAUAUGUGGCUUAAUAAUACGAUGCAAAAGGUUGUAAAUGGAGUUUCAAUUAAAAAUAAGUUUUGUGACUUCCAAAUGUGUGAAGUAAAUUCCCCAACCAUCGACCUUAUUCUCUUCCUUUUUAGCAGUGUUGAAUUAAGCUGCCUUGAAAAUAAUGUAGACAACUUACUUAAAUAUUACCACGAGGAAUUUGUAAAUAUAUUAAAACAGCUAAAUGUUUAUAGCGACGAAUAUUCUUAUACAAAAUUUUUGAAAGAUUUUACAAAUAAUUGUCAAGAAGGUAUGUUCCAGGCGUUAAUGAUGAUACCCACAGUUAUUUUUGGAGAAAAGGGGAAGAUAUUUAAGAUAGGAUCACCUAUGGAAGUUGAAGACGUACCUCCAAUGGCACUUAAAAAACUUAUUCUUAUGUGUGAAGAAGGUGCUAAAAGAGAUUGGUUUUAAUGUUAUUUUUUACUAUUUAAAAUAAAAUUCUUAGGUAUU